AUGGCCAUGGCCGAAAUUCAUGGCUCCUGUGAGCCCGCCUUUGAGUCCGUGCGCGGUAUUUUGCAAGAUCAAUUUGCUCAGGGUAAUGAAGUAGGUGCUUCACUUUGUGUCAAUAUAGAUGGCAAGAAUGUUGUGGAUCUUUGGGGCGGUCAUGCGGAUACAGAAAAAACCAAGCAGUGGGACAAAGACACCGUCACUGGAGUCUUCUCCUCUACCAAGGUCGUCACCGGGCUCGCUGCCCACAUCCUAAUUGAUCGUGGCCUAUUGCAUGUGAACGAAAAGUUCGCCAGCUACUGGCCUGAAUUCGGCAGCAAUGGAAAAGGAGAUGCCAAAGUUUCACAUAUCCUCAGCCAUUCUUCUGGAGUACUGGCAUGGGAAGGAGUGAUCACACCUGAGGAAGUGCAAGAUGUGGAAACGUCAACAAAGAGACUCGCAGCGCAAGCGCCUUGGUACAGACCUGGCUCAUAG
Messenger RNA from Aspergillus chevalieri, 468 nucleotides. Its product is annotated as serine hydrolase domain-containing protein. The transcript has a single exon. Bases 1 to 468 code for a protein of 155 amino acids. The record is from RefSeq and is a predicted model, not a curated record. NCBI's taxonomy places the organism in Eukaryota, Fungi, Ascomycota, Eurotiomycetes, Eurotiales, Aspergillaceae.